This is a messenger RNA of Empidonax traillii (willow flycatcher), 1478 nucleotides long. It is a transcript of the gene MRPL3, whose product is annotated as mitochondrial ribosomal protein L3. The coding region runs from base 1 to 1026 and encodes 341 amino acids. Gene Ontology annotation, biological process: translation. NCBI's taxonomy places the organism in Eukaryota, Metazoa, Chordata, Aves, Passeriformes, Tyrannidae. The transcript has 10 exons. Gene Ontology annotation, cellular component: ribosome; mitochondrial large ribosomal subunit. Gene Ontology annotation, molecular function: structural constituent of ribosome. The record is from RefSeq and is a predicted model, not a curated record.
AUGGCGGGCUGGGGGAGGCUGGCGCGGCUCGGCGGGCGGCUCUGGGCGGCCGCGGCGGCGCCGAGGGCUCCCGGCCACAGGGGACAGCUGGGCUUGCUAGUCAGGCACACUAAUAGUGCAACGUGGUGGCACGAGCAUCUUUCUGAAGAGAAUGUGGAGUUCCUGAAGAAGCUAACUACAGAGGAAUACAAAGCUCAAACAGCCAGCAAGCUCUGCCCUCUGAAAGAUGAGCCAUGGCCACUGAAUGAGUGGACACCAGAUUCCGUCAGAGUUGGUGUUGUUGCAGUAAAACUGGGAAUGAUGCCAAUAUGGACCAAGUCAGGAAAAAAACAUGCUGUCACACUACUUAAGGUGCAAGAUUGUCAUGUUUUAAAAUAUGUUUCAAAGGAAGAGUCGGGUGGAAAAACAGCUCAGCUGCUUGUUGGAGGCAAAAACGUAUCACCUUUUUCUAAACCAGAAUCUGCACAUCAGAUUUUUAAAGAAGCUGGAGUACCACGAAAGCAGAAAGUUACAACAUUUAAAGUAACAGAUGAUGCCAUAAUUAAGCCAGGUACUCCGUUGUAUGCUGCUCACUUCCGCCCAGGGCAGUUCGUGGAUGUUACUGCGAAAUCAAUUGGUAAAGGAUUUCAGGGUGUCAUGAAAAGGUGGGGAUUUAAAGGUCAGCCUGCGAGCCACGGCCAGACAAAAACUCACAGAAGACCUGGAGCGAUAUCUACUAAUAAAGCUUCCAAAGUUUAUCGUGGAAAGAAAAUGCCAGGUAAAAUGGGUAACAUCUAUAGGACAUCUUUUGGAUUAAAGGUGUGGAGGAUCAACACCGUACAUGACAUUAUUUAUGUAAAUGGCUCUGUUCCAGGUCACACAAAUUGUCUGGUGAAGGUCAGAGACAGCAAAUUGCCUACAUGCAAGGAAUACAAUAAAAACCCUCCGUUCCCUACGUUUUUUGCUGAUGGAGAUGAAAAACUACCAGAAGACCUUUUUGAUGAGGAAAUUUUCCAGUUCACGGAUCCAUCUAUCACAUAUACAUAAUGUUCUUCUCAUCUUUGAAAACACUAUUUUGUUAUUUUCAUGAACUUUGCAAUUCUGUCUGAAAGAAAACCUAUGAAUUGCAGUCUGGCCAACUGACUUAAACACUUCAGAUAUUGCCAUUUUGGUCAGGUAAUCGGAUUUCCCACUGUCAACUUCAAAGCUGUACUUAAAGCAAGCGGUGAAUCUGAGGGACAGGUUGUAAAGCACACCAAACAGUGUGUCUUCAGUGAGCUUUUGUCCUUUGCCUCAGGCUGUGAAAACUUACACAUUUCUGAAAAACUGUUGUUUUGAGAUGGUUCCAGUUCAUUUUCUAAAUGCUAACAAACUCAGUUUCUUUCUUAUGUAAAGUAUUCUGGGCAACUCUGAUCAAUCAAAAAAGGUUCCAAAUCUGCCUUGGCAUCUGGGGGGGGGGGGAGAUCUGUGUAGAAUAAUCCAAAAUAAAACAAGAAAAU